UAAAGACUUCCUGUGGACAUGCACUGAGUCCUUGGCACUCACAGCCAUCUGAGACCUCAAAAAAAUGACCCCACUCACAUUUUUAGGAUGGGGAAGGGCAGGACUAACAGGCCAAGGAGACUGAAGAGCAUCUAUCUGCCCAGGAUCUGAAGGGAUGCCCGUUCCGGGGACUGGGGAGGAGCUUCCUACAGUUUGUAGUGGGAAGGAGGCAGUCUCCUUCAUUAUUCCUUUCCCCCUGCCAUUUCCUUCUUAAUGGUCAUCUCUGGCAGGUAUGUGUUGGCUGUCCCAUUUGUGCAUGUCAGCAGGUGAAUGAUCAAAUCUUGGAUUCUGAGUUCCGGAGACGGAGGGCUGUGGCAUUGGCAGCUCUGGUCCUAAGGAGGGAGCUCUGGCCUCACAUCCACUUAGCGCCAGGGUCCGCCAUGGAACUGUUUGCAGCCAGUGUCCUGGAGCAGCCUUCUGUGCAUGGUCAAGAGAGCAGGGGGACUCUGGUGGGUGGUCUACAGCUACUGCCCACGUGGCGCAGUGGCCUUUGAUGGGGUCUUUUGAGAGGGGUGGGGGAUGCUGGUUUGCAAGGGCGGGCCACCCUACUUGGCAGGCUGAGCCUGUAAUUUGUGUUAUAUAUAGCGGGUGGAGCUGGCCAGCCAGGGAGGGUAGUGUGGGGCUGUCAGCAGGCCUGGUGCUCAGAAAGCACGAGUCUCAGCGAGGAAGACACGGCGCUGGAACCCAUGGACACUUCCUAUCCCCGUGAGGACCCCCGGGCCCCAUCAUCCCGCAAGGCCGAUGCCACUGCCCACACAGCCCUCUCCGUGGGAACACCGGGCCCUACGCCACGAGACCAUAUGCUUUGGUCUGUCUUCAGCACGAUGUACCUGAAUCUGUGCUGCCUCGGUUUCCUGGCACUGGUCCACUCUGUCAAGGCCCGGGACCAGAAGAUAGCUGGGGACCUGGAGGCCGCAAGGCAGUAUGGCUCCAAAGCCAAGUGCUACAACAUCCUGGCUGCAAUGUGGACCUUGGUGCCCCCAUUGCUGCUCCUGGGGCUGGUGGUGACUGGCGCCUUGCACCUGUCCCGGCUAGCCAAAGACUCUGCGGCUUUCUUCAGCACCAAGUUUGACGAUGAGGACUAUAACUGAGAGUUCUGGGCCUGUCCUGAGCCAAGGACAACUGUGCCAGGUCACUGACCCCAGGCGCACAACACCAGCUUCUGGGAGCCUCCCAUAGCACCUUGAUCCCUGCCCAACCAUGACCUCAGGGGCCACCCUCUUGUCCAUGAUGUAUAUUCGACACUGACCUACUCAGACCCAUUAGACUUUAUCUCUAACUUUCAGGGUCCUCAGGACCUGGCUUUUCCCACCUGUCCCCCACUUACCAGGCUGAGCCUUCAUUCACGAUUAAAGGUGGCAGAUUCCAGAAAUGUGUGGGCUCCUUCUUCCUCGUGGUAGUGGUGUAGGAUGCCCCAGCACCAAAUCCUCUGGCCAACCCCAAGUCAUCUUAUUCUGUCUUCUUGGCUGCCCCUGACUACUGCUUUUGCUUAGCUAUAGUGUAGCCUGUGGCUUCUGGGGUGGAGGAGCUCAAGUAUUUUAGGAUGAAGUUCGGGAACUCAGGCCUUUGAUUCUUACUGCCCUGCGGUUGGAUGGGUUGUGUCCCAGAACAUUCGAGGGUGGGCGCCCUGACUCCCCAUAUGCCGCAGUGCUCUUCUUCCCCCCUGGGUUAGUAAAGGCUGUGGGGAAAGUGGGCAGGGUCCAUUUCCUAUGGGGGCUGGA
Messenger RNA from Psammomys obesus (fat sand rat), 1760 nucleotides. RefSeq names its product interferon induced transmembrane protein 5 (gene Ifitm5). Gene Ontology annotation, biological process: bone mineralization; bone morphogenesis. The record is from RefSeq and is a predicted model, not a curated record. The transcript has 2 exons. Bases 726 to 1130 code for a protein of 134 amino acids. Gene Ontology annotation, cellular component: plasma membrane. NCBI's taxonomy places the organism in Eukaryota, Metazoa, Chordata, Mammalia, Rodentia, Muridae.